Mus caroli (Ryukyu mouse) is the source of this 2418-nucleotide messenger RNA. The record is from RefSeq and is a predicted model, not a curated record. NCBI's taxonomy places the organism in Eukaryota, Metazoa, Chordata, Mammalia, Rodentia, Muridae.
CCGGCCAGGCGCGAGCAGCGGGAGGAGGAGCUGCGGCUGUGGCCACCGGGGUAAGUCCGCGGCACCGCUGGAAGCUGCGGACGGCGCGAGCUGGUCCCCGCGUGGAAGAGGCACGGGCGACCCGGGAGUCAUGGAGCCUAGUGACGCGGCGCGCCCGGGUCCCGGGAGAGCUCUUCGGGGGCUGUCGCCGCGGCUGCUGCUGCUGCCACUGUUGCCGGUGCUGCUGGGUCGGGGGCUGCGGGCUGGGGCCGCGGCCUCCUCUGGGGCGGCGGCUGAGGACAGCAGCGCCUUGGAGGAGCUUGCCACCGAAAAGGAGGCGGAGGAGAGCCACCGGCAGGACAGCGUGAGCCUGCUCACCUUCAUCCUGCUGCUCACCCUCACCAUCCUCACCAUCUGGCUUUUCAAGCACCGCCGGGUGCGUUUCCUUCAUGAGACCGGGCUGGCCAUGAUUUAUGGGCUCAUUGUUGGAGUGAUCCUGAGAUAUGGCACCCCUGCUACCAGCGGUCAUGACAAGUCACUCAGCUGUACUCAGGAAGACAGAGCCUUUAGCACUUUAUUAGUGAAUGUCAGUGGGAAGUUCUUUGAAUACACUCUGAAAGGAGAAAUCAGCCCUGGCAAGAUCAACAACGUGGAGCAGAAUGACAUGCUGCGGAAGGUAACAUUUGAUCCAGAGGUAUUUUUCAACAUUCUGCUGCCUCCAAUUAUUUUCCAUGCUGGAUACAGCUUAAAGAAGAGACACUUUUUCAGAAAUCUUGGGUCGAUUCUGGCCUAUGCUUUCUUGGGGACUGCUGUUUCUUGCUUCAUUAUUGGAAAUCUUAUGUAUGGAGUGGUGAAACUCAUGAAGAUUGUGGGCCAGCUCUCUGAUAAAUUUUACUACACAGAUUGUCUCUUUUUUGGAGCAAUUAUUUCUGCCACUGAUCCAGUGACUGUGCUGGCAAUCUUUAACGAACUACAUGCAGAUGUGGAUCUUUAUGCUCUUCUAUUUGGAGAGAGUGUCCUGAAUGAUGCAGUUGCCAUUGUACUAUCCUCUUUUACCAUGGGAGCUGUAACUGGUGUUGUUACUGCUCUAGUGACCAAGUUUACUAAGCUGCACUGCUUCCCCCUGCUGGAGACAGCGCUUUUUUUCCUGAUGUCCUGGAGUACCUUUCUCCUGGCGGAAGCCUGUGGCUUUACAGGUGUUGUAGCUGUCCUUUUCUGUGGGAUUACACAAGCUCAUUACACAUAUAACAACCUGUCAGUAGAAUCUCGAAGUCGAAGCAAGCAGCUUUUUGAGGUGUUACACUUCCUGGCAGAGAACUUCAUCUUCUCCUACAUGGGCCUGGCACUGUUCACCUUCCAGAAACACGUUUUCAGCCCCAUUUUCAUCAUCGGUGCUUUUGUUGCCAUCUUCCUGGGAAGAGCUGCACAUAUCUACCCACUCUCCUUCUUCCUCAACUUGGGCAGAAGGCAUAAGAUUGGCUGGAAUUUUCAACACAUGAUGAUGUUUUCAGGCCUGAGAGGAGCGAUGGCAUUUGCACUGGCUAUCCGUGACACGGCAUCAUAUGCCCGCCAGAUGAUGUUCACAACCACGCUGCUCAUUGUCUUCUUCACUGUGUGGGUCAUUGGUGGAGGCACAACACCCAUGUUGUCAUGGCUCAAUAUAAGAGUUGGUGUGGAGGAGCUCUCUGAAGAGGACCAGAAUGAGAACCGAUGGCAGUAUUUCAGAGUUGGUGUUGACCCAGAUCAAGACCCACCACCUAACAAUGACAGCUUUCAAGUCUUACAAGGGGAUGGCAUGGAUUCUGUUGGAGGAAGCCGGACAAAGCAGGAAAGUGCAUGGAUAUUCAGGCUGUGGUACAUCUUUGAUCAUAAUUAUUUGAAGCCCAUUCUCACCCACAGUGGUCCCCCGCUAACCACCACUCUCCCUGCCUGGUGUGGCUUGCUAGCUCGAUGUCUGACCAGUCCUCAGGUGUAUGAUAAUCAAGAGCCACUGAGAGAAGAUGACUCUGAUUUCAUCCUGACGGAAGGUGACCUCACCUUGACCUAUGGGGAUAGCACCGUGACAGCAAAUGGCUCCUCAAGCUCCUACACAGCCUCCACAAGUCUCGAGUGUGGUCGGAGAACAAAAAGCAGCUCUGAGGAAGUACUUGAGCGAGACCUGGGAAUGGGAGACCAGAAGGUUUCCAGCCGGGGAACCCCCCUCGUGUUUCCACUGCAGGAAAAUGCAUGACUUACCUGUAAAUCCUGAGGGAUCAGGGAGGCUCUUAUAAGGGUGAGGAUGGCCAAAUGCCCCAGUGUGUUUGAUGUGUUGUAUUGAUCAUGUUAAGACUAUUGCUUCUGUUUCAGUGGGGCCUGAAACUAUCUUACCACUCAAAACUUAACUCAAGACUCAGAUGGUAAAGCUGAAGUGUCUCUAAAUUAAACACAAAUGCAGACCUA